This is a messenger RNA of Strigops habroptila (Kakapo), 4425 nucleotides long. It is a transcript of the gene GORAB, whose product is annotated as golgin, RAB6 interacting. Gene Ontology annotation, biological process: non-motile cilium assembly. The transcript is spliced from 5 exons. The record is from RefSeq and is a predicted model, not a curated record. Bases 82 to 1209 code for a protein of 375 amino acids. Lineage: Eukaryota; Metazoa; Chordata; Aves; Psittaciformes; Psittacidae.
CUGCGGAGAGCGGGCGGCGGUGGCGGGGCAGCCGCGGGCCCUGCCUGCCGUGGCGCCCCGUCAGCGGAAGGAGGAAGCGCCAUGGCCGAGGACUGGGCCGGCUUCUCGCAGGAGGAGCUGCGGCGCCUGCGGGACCAGCGCCCAGGUUUGUAUGAACCCUCAGAGCAGCAGCGUCGCCCCCACACUGUGAAUAAGAGUCGGAAGCAAUCCCAGCGAGAAAAAGCACUCCAGCAGCAGUGUCAGAAGCUGGGACUGCAGGGUGGAGCAGCCUCUGUUCCUCCUGAGCAGUUACUUUCUGUACCAAAACAGAAGCCUUGUAAUCCUCAGCAGCCUGUGCUGCCACCUCAUCCUCCUUCAGCAGGAGAUCAAAGGCAAAAUGACAACCGAGACCAGCAGAAGGAAGUGACACCGGUCGAUCCCUGUAAUGGCAGUGGCAGCGCCCAGACCCGCCCUGCAAAGCCCAACUCCAAAGUAGAAAAAAAGAAAGUGGAAUUGCAGGAAAAAUCUCGAUGGGAAAUCCUCCAGCAAGAGCAACGGUUGAUAGAAGAGAAGAAUAAACGCAAGAAGGCACUCCUGGCCAAAGCUAUUGCUGAGAGAUCCAAAAGAACUCAAGCUGAAACAGUGAAACUAAAAAGGAUUCAGAAGGAGUUACAAGCUCUGGAUGACAUGGUAUCUGCCGACAUUGGCAUCCUGCGGAACCGCAUUGAUCAGGCCAGCUUGGACUACUCCUAUGCCCGGAAGCGGUAUGAUAAGGCUGAGUCGGAGUAUGUGGCAGCCAAGCUGGACCUCCAACACAAGACAGAGAUUAAGGAGCACCUCACGGAGCACCUGUGCACAAUCAUACAGCAGAAUGAACUUCGCAAGGCCAGGAAGCUGGAGGAGUUAAUGCAGCAGCUGGAAGUGGAGGCAGAUGAGGAAAAUCUGGAACUUGAGAUAGAGGUGGAGCGGAUGCUGCAGCAGCAGGAGGCAGAAGCAGCGAGGCAAGCCAGCCAGUCACACAGUCAUGCUGGGACAGCUAAGGAAAACCCCACUCCCAGUGUUACGGUGCAGGAGAAUGAACACGCUAAUCAUUCUGUUGCUUCUACUGCUGUUUCUGAACAGUUGCUUCAGUCUCAAAACUCUGGUACCAAAUUGCUCUCCAAUAUGGCCAGCCAAACUCAAGCAGUAAAUGUGACUCCAGGAAACCCCCCAGCUUGUUCUGCUACAUGACUUACUAUGUUCAGAUAAGCCAGCUGGUUAUGGUUGGUAUACUCUCUGCAGGCUUGUGUGCUAUAUGUUAUCUGGGCUUCUGCAGUGCCAGUAAUAUGCACUUAAUUUCUCUUUUCCUUUAAUAUGGUUCUCAAAUUUUAAAGGUGCCUUUUUUUUUUUUCCUCAGAAGACUCCCUUUUGGGGUUUACCAUCUGUCAUCAUCAUUCUGGUUUAAGUUCAUCUUCUAAUGCCCAGCUUUUCAUGGGGCUUUAUACCUUCCUGAAACAGGAUACUUGGAAGCAAACAGUAGGGUUCUUCCAAAGGCUUUCAGCAUAUUGCUAUUGUAGAUACCUAUUGCAAACAGUGUGCAGGAGGUACGUAUCUACAGGAGGGAACAUCACACCUUAGAAUGCUCCUGAACACAUUCUGUCGCCUGACAACUGUGUUAGGAUGUUUGUCUUCCUUUGUAUCUGUAAGGGAUCAGUUUUCAAUGUUUUUUAAUUCUGUGAAACCCAAGUGCUUGCUUUAAUUGUCUUCGUAGCUGAUACUCUCUCCUGAUUUAAAGGAAAUUCACAUAUUAAGGCAAAUUGCAAAGUCAGUUGUAAUAUUUCCUGUUUAUCACUUUGCCUAUUUCUUCCAGAUGACACUAGAUCAGAUAAAGCUAUGUAUUGCUAGCAUUAUUAUCUAUGAAAUCACAGCAGCUAUGAUUUAACAAAAAUUAUGGUUUACGGUUUAAGACAUUGUAGAAUGUAUGAUGUAGAAGUAGAAACACACAAAAGAAAGUAUGUUACAAUUAAAGCUGUUCCAUUACAAACAUAUUUCCUCUGUCAUAGUUGCCUCAAAGUUCCAAUAAUUAGCCAGGGAUCUUGAAAUGAAUAAUUCCCACAGGAUAUUGGAAUUGAGCCCAUUUUCGUAUAACAUCCAAUGCAUUUUCUUGCCUGAGGUGCGGGUGUGUACCCCACAAGAAGUUCAGCUGGUUUGCUCUGUUGCCACUGAAAGGCUUUAAAAAGCUAUUCCAGGUGGACAAAGUCUCAGGAAUUAAAAUAGAGGACAUAGGCAAACCUCCCAUAGACUGAUCGCAGCUGCGAACCAUGGGGACUGUAUUCAUAGUUAACUGCUUUGUAACAGAGGAAGGCUGCUUUCAUUGUGGAAAUGGUUUCUGUAAUACCUGACCUGAACAUGUCAGUCAGAGUUUAUGAAUGAAUUACUGAAUGAUGCCAUCAAGUAUAUAAAUGGGACACUGAUUGUCUCUGUGGCUUUAAUAGUGGAAAAACAUGUCACUACAUUUCAUUUUUAUUCUAUUAAUAAAUCAGUGCAUCUUCUACGCAGUGUGUUUACUUUCAGUUGUGAUAUCUGACACACGUAUUCAGGAUUAUUUUUCCACAGGAGCAGAUAAAUGACAGAAUCAGAUAUAUCCUUUGGCAACUUGCCACUGUGUGAAAGUAAAUCCUUGAAAAAGGCCAUUCCAAAAUACAAAAAUGUAUGAAGCAAAGACAUGGGAGGAUAUGGCUUGGCAGGAAUCUUUUCAACUAACUGUGGCCCAAGGCAGCAGUGGAAAAUCUCUACUGAUGAGUCCAAUACAGAGAGAAAGAGGGAUAAAUCUGUUUCCUAGCUGUGCAUAAUCAGGGCUGAUUGAAGUUAGAAAACUCCAAAAUAAUAUUUGAGAUAUGUAUGAAGCACUGCUCUACUGCUGCUCAUACACUGCAUUCCCUGUUACUUUGCAGGAAGAACUGGUUUAAAAGCUGAAAAUUUUACUGUAUUGUGAUAAAAUUGUGACUGACUUCCUUUGCUCUGUCUGCAGUUGCAGAACAGCUUGUAGCAACCUGAUUAUGGCUUUCAAAACUGGAUACCAGUAAGUGCAAUAAUAAUUUAAUUGUACCAUUCUUGUUUCCAUCCUCUGCAGCUGUCCCCAGUUGCUCCUCAAGAGAGUCUAAGUCCUAGUGGAUAGGUCUGUUCCUCGUUACAAUUGUAUUCAGCUCAUCAGGGGACAUACAGAAGAGCAUCUGACAGAAGAGUUGAAUUGUAAUGGUAUUUACAGGAAGCACAUGCAUACAUUUUGCAUAUAAUUUGUGGUUCUCAAGUAGGUUAAAAUGUGGUUAAAAUAGUCCUUCUGAAUGCACCUUGUUAUCACAGGUAAGAUUACUGUUUGAACUCCUCAAACAAAAAAGGCAAAAAUUUGUAAGUCCAAAGUUCUUUUUGAUAACUACUUAAGAAUAGGAGUUUCCUAGAAGGGAGUAAGUUUAUAUCCAACAAAACUACUUAGAAACUGAAAAAUUCUUGUGUGCCAUCCUGACAGUGCUGGUGCUGUUUCUGCCUGAUAGGGAAGAUGCUGUUGUUACAAUCAGCAGUUUCUGCUCUCUUACAAGUCCCUCAUCGAAGUUCGGCCCAGUUCUAUCUGUCUAACUUCUGAGCUUGCAAAAUGAAGUGAACUGGCUGGAAGCCACAUGAAGCAGCCAUGUGAAGUACAAUAGGUAGCCUAACAUUUGGUCGCUCUCUCUAGACAGGGAGUGCAAGAGUUAAAUUGUUUGAUCUGAGUUAUGAAGCCUUUCUCUGACAUGUGAUAUAAACCACUACCAUGGUGUCAGUUCCACUUUGGAAGUUCUCAAAUGUUUUGAUGGGUGCCAGUAUGCCGGUUUAACAUUCCCCCUAUGCCGGAGCCAAGCAGUCCAGUCAUAAUUGUAACAACAUGUGUGCUGGUCAGAAAUGCCAGGAGAUGAUUUUGGUGCAACAAAAGGGUUGCGUUUUUUCCCUUGUUUUAAGGAAAGAGAACAGUUGGAAUUGAGGGUCUUCAAGCAAAAGCCAUUUCUACCUUUGGAGUAGCUGAUACAUCUGACAAUAUUUGUUGCUGUUGUCACUGGAGUGCAUUGAAGGCAGGUGUGCUGUCCACUCAGUUAGAAUGGUGUAUCUCUUCAGAAAAAUUGAAAAAUUAAAAGUUCAGCAUAGAUCAGGAAUGGGUGGGUGCAUUUUUAAGUGAAGGCCUCUUGCAGGUACAGGUAGAAAUCUGAAUGUGGAGUGUGCUGGGGUUGAACACCCACGGCAAGGAAAAUAGUGAUACCUGACAGUAACGCUGCAGGGCUUAUCACAGGAGACUUGCAAUCUCCUGUGGCAAUGUAGCCAUUUCUGUGUUUGGCCACCACAUUACCACUAUGAGAAGUGGAAACCACCGAUGUAUACUGCCGUGAGAAUCUUACAAAGCAUGUUAUAAUUGCCCAUGUUGCAGUUUGGCCAGGAUGUUGA